GGCUACCUUCGUUAAUUAAUACCGAGUAUAUAUUCAGUUGCUCACUAAAAUGAACAUCGCAUUCAGACACACUAGCUGCUUCGAAUAUCCAGCACAAAAAUUAUAACCGGAAAGCGUCUCACCGGAAAAUUCCUAAGAUGUCGUGGCAAACAUAUGUCGACGACCACUUGAUGUGCGUCAUUGAAAACAACCAACUACAAUCUGCCGCUAUCAUCGGUCACAACGGUUCCGUCUGGGCCCAGAGCGACAAGUUUCCACAGUUCAAACUAGAAGAAAUUACUGCCAUCAUGAAUGAUUUUAAAGAACCUGGCUCUCUUGCUCCAAAUGGAUUGUACCUAGGUGGCUCAAAAUAUAUGGUGAUUCAAGGUGAGCCACAAGCUGUUAUUCGAGGAAAAAAGGGUCCUGGUGGCAUUUGUAUUAAAAAGACAGGUCAGAGCAUACUCAUUGGGAUAUAUGAUGAGCCAAUGACCCCAGGCCAGUGCAACAUUGUUGUUGAAAGGAUUGGCGAUUACUUGAUCGAACAGGGCUUUUAGCUAUUCAGGUAGGUCUCUCAGUGGUAUUUUCACCUAAAGUGUCAAAGCGUAAGGUUUCUUGCUCUGGUGGCACGUAGCCGCAUAGUGGUAAAUGCAAUUUGUGCCCCCCGGUUUCAACAGCCUUUUACCCUUCGACUCGAUGUUUCUGCUUGAGGAUGUGAUGAAUGUUAUGUUUUUGUCUCUUUUUGUUGGAUGAUUUUGUCUCUUUUUGUUGGAUGUGUGAUGAAUGUUAUGGUUUUGUCUCUUUUUUCUCUGGUAUUGGAUGCCUGAUUUGAAUGAUGUGCUUUAAAAUGUGAUAUUGUAUAAUUUAAUUUUCAAGCAAUUUGUUAACUAAUGAAAACGUUAUGUGAGGUACCUUGGCAAAGAGAAAUGAUGGUUGUUAAGGUUUGUGCUGGGAGGGGGUAAAAUGAUGGAGGUUUGUGCUGGGGGGGGGGGGGGGGGGGUAGAAUUAUGGUAACCUCGUUGUUUUUGCAUGUCAAGAAAGAAAGAGAAGGGCAUUUGUACCUAUGUUUAAAGAAAGAAAGAGAGCGACCUCGGAAAGAUGACUGGGUCACACGGGUCAACCCUGAUCCGGUGGGUCAUUCUGGUCAGCACACACUGACACACACGCUCAUUUGAAGGGCUUCCGGGUCCAAUUUUUUGAUGAAAUUUUGUGAGCAUAUUUUCCAUGAAGUGUCAUGUUCAUCAAAUUUCAACUUAAAAUUCAAUUGGAAAGUUAGUUAACAAAAUUAUUGAAAAUAACUACAUAUUAUAUGUAUAAAAACUGUCCUUUUUUUUUAAAAACUGUCCAAUUUUAAAAAUUAUUUAUAAAAAACUGUCAAAUUUCAGAUUAUAAUUUGAUCUGAAAUUUGGUAGAUAUAAUAUACACAUCAUUAGGAGUGGAUUCGGGCCGGGCCAAUCGGCCCGGAACCAGACUGACCCGUUGCUGUGUGAGCCCGGCCCGGCCCGGUGAACCGGUUGGUUGCCAGGUUCGGGCCACCCGGCCCGGUGGGAUGGCGG
This is a messenger RNA of Cuscuta europaea, 1532 nucleotides long. NCBI's taxonomy places the organism in Eukaryota, Viridiplantae, Streptophyta, Magnoliopsida, Solanales, Convolvulaceae. The record is from the annotation of a GenBank genome assembly.